GCCGCAAAAGGCGGCAACUCUAUUUUUUUCACUGAAUUUUGAAACGUCAAAAACGUUAAACGUGAUUUGCACUUUUAAAGCCUUCAUUUGAGUUAAAAAUUUAUUAAAAUUAACAAAAUGGCCCAAGUGCAAGCAACAGCGCGUCCACCAAUGGAUGAAGAACGUGUGCGGGCACUAAAGAACUACCGUGCCAAAUUGCUUGAGCAUCGUGAGUUAGAAUCUGGCUUAAAAGCGUUGCGCGACAGGCACAAGGCAUCCCAGUUAGUAUUUGAAAAGUCGGAGGAUGACCUGAAGGCAUUACAAAGCGUAGGCCAAAUGCUGGGUGAGGUGCUCAAGCAGCUUACUCCUGAUAAUUUUAUUGUCAAGUCGGCAAAUGGCCCACGCUAUGUGGUUGGCUGUCGCCGGCAGCUCAACAAGGAAAAGCUGAAGGCCGGGACUCGUGUCGCUUUGGAUAUGACAACUUUGACCAUAAUGCGCUUUCUUCCCCGUGAGGUGGACCCAUUGGUGUAUAAUAUGUCGCAUGAGGAUCCGGGCAACAUUGACUAUUCUGCCAUAGGUGGACUUGCUGACCAGAUACGCGAGCUGCGCGAGGUUAUUGAGCUGCCCCUCAAUAAUCCAGAGCUCUUUUUGCGCGUGGGCAUCAAUCCACCCAAGGGCUGUCUACUGUAUGGUCCACCCGGCACGGGUAAGACUUUGCUGGCACGUGCUAUUGCCUCGCAGCUGGACGCCAACUUUCUAAAGGUCGUCUCCUCGGCCAUUGUGGACAAGUAUAUUGGCGAAAGUGCACGUCUGAUACGUGAAAUGUUCUCCUAUGCACGUGAUCAUCAGCCGUGCAUUAUAUUUAUGGAUGAAAUCGAUGCUAUAGGCGGACGUCGCUUCUCCGAGGGCACUUCGGCUGAUCGCGAGAUUCAGCGCACGCUUAUGGAGCUGCUGAACCAAAUGGAUGGCUUCGAUGCUCUGGGCCAAGUUAAAAUCAUAAUGGCUACCAAUCGCCCAGACACCCUAGAUCCAGCACUAAUGCGUCCCGGGCGCCUGGAUCGUAAACUUGAAAUUCCAUUGCCCAAUGAAAUGGCCCGUUUGGACAUUUUGAAGAUACAUGCUGCCCCAUUAGCCAAGAAAGGCGAAAUCGACUAUGAAGCUGUCGUUAAGCUCUCGGACCAAUUCAAUGGCGCCGAUCUGCGUAAUAUCUGCACCGAGGCGGGUCUGUUUGCCUUACGCGAAGACCGCGAGUAUGUCAUACAGGAGGAUUUCAUGAAGGCUGUACGCAAGACUGCCGACAACAAGAAGCUUGAAACCAAACUGGACUACAAGCCCAUCUAAACAAAUCACUUUAAUAUGUAAAUAGAGCAUAAGCGCUGAACAUGUAAUUUGUUAAUUGCAUUUAAGAGAUGUUAGAUAAGCAGGCCACUUAAUCGAAUGUCAUUAAAUCGCUGCUGCGCAUAGUUUAGUG
Molecule: messenger RNA, 1450 nt
Organism: Drosophila busckii
Lineage: Eukaryota; Metazoa; Arthropoda; Insecta; Diptera; Drosophilidae
Gene: Rpt4R
Product: 26S proteasome regulatory subunit 10B
Exons: 1
Coding region: 118-1320 (400 amino acids)
Biological process (GO): positive regulation of RNA polymerase II transcription preinitiation complex assembly
Cellular component (GO): proteasome regulatory particle, base subcomplex; cytosolic proteasome complex
Molecular function (GO): ATP hydrolysis activity; ATP binding; proteasome-activating activity
Source: RefSeq, a predicted model, not a curated record